CUGCUAGUAGCUCGAAGAGGAUGACGACGAGGAGGCAGCGACGCCUUCACUAGCGCGUGUUGGCCCCACUUCCCUCAAACAGCGGCUCUGAGUGAGCCUGUUGCCGUUUUGGUUCAAGACAUUCAUUGGUGUCAUCUUCGCGGAUUCCGCAUAACGCACAUCCACGGUCCUUGCUCACGAGCAAACCUUCACGCGGCAGGAUGCCUAGCAUCAGUUCUCUCGCGCCAGCAUGCUUCAUAUUCGUCCGUGCCCAAGCUAUGCAACUGGGCGUUGGUAUCGUCGGCCAGGUAGCUUCGGCUGACACUGACGCCGGCAAUGAGUGGUUAGUGGGAGUCAGCACACGUGGUGACAUGAAGUGCAGCGUCGAGGAUGAGUGUCUCGUUGGCUCUGGCGAGGGCAGUUGCAAGGUGAUGGUGAAUCCAUCUGUGCCGAUAGAGUUGGGCAGCACCGACUCGGGCUACCAUUGCGACAUCGCGUUCAACGACUCCCUUAAGUACAAUAGAGCAACCCGGUUCAGCAGGCCAAAAUCGGACAUCACCAUCACGGGGUAUUCGAAGCCGUCGCAUUGGAACCUGUGCUGGCAGCACGGCGUUGCAGGUGCCAAUCGUCGAGCCAUUGCUACAGGCGUGGAGGAUUAUUGCUACUACGUGAACGGCCUCUGCUACCUGUGGGCUUCUCCGUGCUCUGGCGGGUGCUCCUCGCUCAAUGCCUUUUCCACGUACUCGUCGUUUUGCCCCACGUUGCGCCACGCUACGGAAGCGGAAUGGAAUGUUGCUGAGCUUGUGCUGAACCAAAAUCGACCAGCGUUCUACCAGAAAUGCGCAGCUAGCCAAUUGGAUCCACGUUGGAACCAUUGCGACUAUUCGAACAAAUUCGUACGGGUGGAGGAUGGCUCAUGGAAUGAACUGGUGUUAGUGUGCCCCGCCAGCCCAACGCCAUACCCUACGCCCUACCCAACGUUUUACCCUACGCCCAGCCCGACUUCCAGCCCAACACCAAGCCCGACGUCCAGCCCUACGCCUUACCCUACGCCUUAUCCGACGCCCUACCCUACGCCCAGCCCGACGGCCAGCCCGACGCCCACCCGACGCCCAGCCCGACGCCAAGCCCGACGGCCAGCCCGACGCCCUACCCUACGCCCAGCCCUACGCCCAGCCCUACGCCCAGUCCGACGCCAAGCCCCACUCCAAGCCCGACGGCCAGCCCGACGCCCAGCCCGACGCCCAGCCCUACGCCCAGCCCAACGGCCAGCCCGACGCCCUACCCUACUCCCAGCCCUACGCCCAGCCCUACGCCCAGUCCGACGCCAAGCCCCACUCCAAGCCCGACGGCCAGCCCGACGCCCAGCCCGACGCCCAGCCCCACGCCCAGCCCCACGCCCAGUCCUACGCCCAGCCCUACGCCCAGCCCUACUCUUCACCCGACGCCAAGCCCAACUCCGAGCCCUACGCUUCACCCUACGCCCAGCCCUACGCCCAGCCCUACGCCCAGUCCGACGCCAAGCCCCACGCCAAACCCUACGGCCAGCCCUACGCCCAGCCCUACGCAUCACCCGACGCCCAGCCCUACGCCCAGCCCCCCGCCCCCAGCCGGCUCGGCGCCCUCCAUGGGCGCAGCUGGUGGGGCACCCGCAAUGGCUGGAGCCGCUGGAGCACCCGCAAUGGCUGGAGCCGCUGGAGUGCCGUCAGGCGCCAUCUCUGCCACCGGCGAUCCGCAUUUGCAGAACGUGCAUGGUGAGCGGUUCGACUUGAUGAGGCCUGGUAAAUACGUCUUGAUUCAAAUCCCCAAGGAAGAGCUCGCCGAGAACGCGCUGCUCCGUGUACAGGCUGACGCGCGUCGAUUGGGUGGACAGUGCGCAGAUCUGUACUUCCAGGAAUUGAAUGUCACGGGGGCGUGGGCGGAGGCGUCGUACACGGGAGGCCUCCGCUUCCAAGCUCGCGGCGAGGCCCACGAGAAGCCGAUGUGGGUCAAGUUCGGGAAGGUGCAAAUCAAAGUUGCCUAUGGGGUCACGAAUGAGGGCGUCCAGUACUUGAAUUUUUACGUUAAGCACCUUGGGCAUGCUGGGUUUGCUGUCGGAGGGUUGUUAGGAGAAGAUGACCACAAGGAGGCAGCGAUGCCUUCACCGGCGUGCGUUCACCACACCUCCCUCCUUCAGGUAGGAGCUUCUGAGCAGCGUGAGGCCGCGUUCUCUUUUGUGGAGGCAAGCUUCGCAUGAGAGCAUUAGUUCCACAGCUCUGGCUCUGAGAUCCACGAACUGGACGUCGUGGUGUGUGAGCGUGCACUUCACAUCGCAACACGAAGUGCUUCCUGCCCGUGAAGUGCUGACGCUCAUACAUGUGCUGAUUUACGCGGGAGAGAGAGAGAGAGAGAGAGAACAAGAAAAAGUGGUUCUGAGUUAGCAAGGGGUGCCCGUCGUCGCGGUCGCGGAGAGAAGUUCCGCAUGGCAGCAUUCCCUGCAGAUUCUUUCCGUCGAGCUCCCAGAUCUGA
Molecule: messenger RNA, 2487 nt
Organism: Prorocentrum cordatum
Lineage: Eukaryota; Dinophyceae; Prorocentrales; Prorocentraceae
Source: the annotation of a GenBank genome assembly